Molecule: messenger RNA, 1861 nt
Organism: Nymphaea colorata (pocket water lily)
Lineage: Eukaryota; Viridiplantae; Streptophyta; Magnoliopsida; Nymphaeales; Nymphaeaceae
Product: pectinesterase-like
Exons: 3
Coding region: 4-1794 (596 amino acids)
Biological process (GO): cell wall modification
Molecular function (GO): pectinesterase activity; pectinesterase inhibitor activity
Source: RefSeq, a predicted model, not a curated record
GCCAUGAGCGGAAUUAGAGAGGGUUUCAGUGGUUUCGGAGGAGACACGAAGCCAUUCAGUGACAGCGUGAGGAUGUAUGAAGAGCAAGAGAGGGUGACGUUCCUGAAGAAGAGCCGGAAAAGGAUGGCCAUCAUCGCCAUCUCUUCCGUAGUUCUUGUCGUCGUCGUCGUGGCCACCGUCGUCGGGGCGUGCCUCUCCCGAGGGAACGACAGAGGGGAGGACUCGUCCCAAUCGUUUCAAACGCCGCAGGAGUCGAUAAGGGCUGUCUGUCAGGCCACCUUGUAUCCUCAGUCGUGCUUCUAUGCCCUCAAUAGUUCGAUCGCCGGGCGGAGCAUCACCAACCCGGUGGAGCUUUUCAUCGUGUCCCUCGAGGUCGCCAUGAACGACUUCCUCCGCAUCGUCGACUUGCCGACGAACCUCUCCGUCGGAGUUAACGGGACGCUGCUCUCCACCGCAUUGGGUGAUUGCCAGCUUCUUAUUCAGGACUCCAUCGACAACCUCAACGCCUCCAUUUCAGCUGCUCAGACGGCGUCAGGUGGGAGUGGUGGACUCAACGGAACAGCGGUUGAGGACCUAAGGACGUUGUUGAGUGCGGCCUUGACCAACAUAGACACAUGCCUGGACGGGCUGGAGAACACGACCGGCGGCUUCCUGGAGAGGAUGCAGGUGGCUCUGGGCAACACGACCGAGUUCACCAGUAACAGCCUCGCAAUUGUCACCAAAAUUCUUAGCAUCUUGAGCCAGGUCAACUCGCCGGCGGCGAACCGCCGGCUUCUCGCCGUCCCCACCUCCAGCGAUUUCCCCUCGUGGCUCUUGGCGGCAGACCGCAAGCUGCUGGAGGACGCCGGUGCGCCUGCCAAGGCGGACAUCGUCGUUGCCUUGGACGGUUCCGGCGACGUCCGGAAAAUCAACGACGCCAUCGAGAGGGUCCCCAAGAACAACGCGAAGAGGUUCAUCAUCUAUGUGAAGAAGGGCGUGUACGCAGAGCAUGUGGAGGUUGACAAGAAGACGACGAACCUCAUGAUUGUCGGCGACGGCAUGGAUGUCACCAUCGUUACCGGCAGCCUCAGCGUCGUAGGCGGAACGUCCACGUUCAGGUCCGCCACAUUCGCGACUGUUGGGAAAGGAUUCAUAGCGAGAGACAUUGGGUUCAGGAACACCGCCGGACCACAAAACCAUCAGGCGGUGGCACUCAGGAGCGGCGCCGACUUCUCUGUUUUCUACAGGUGCAAGUUUGACGCCUACCAGGACACUCUCUACGUCCACUCGAACCGGCAGUUCUACAGAGAUUGCCUGAUUACGGGCACCGUGGAUUUCAUCUUCGGAAACGCCGCCGUCGUGCUCCAGCACUGCCAAAUCCGCCCCAAAGAGCCGAUGCCCGGCCAGAAGGACACGAUCACAGCGCAGGCGAAGUCUGACCCGAACCAGAACACUGGGAUAUCAAUACACGGAUGCGAGAUAUUGGCGCCGAACUCAACCACCAUAAAGGCUCAAGUAUUCCUGGGCAGGCCAUGGAAGGUGUAUUCCACCACCGUCGUAAUGAACACAGUCAUCGGAAGCUUGGUUGAUCCUGCUGGUUGGCUUCCAUGGACGGGAGAUUCUGCGCCAAGCACCAUCUUCUAUGCUGAAUUUAACAACACCGGACCUGGAAGUUCGACGUUGAAGAGGGUGAAGUGGAAGGGAUAUCAUUCGGACAUCUCUCAAGCACAGGCCUCGAAAUUCACAGUUGCCACCUUCAUUGGUGGGAGCAGCUGGCUUCCUGAUACUGGAGUCCCUUUCACAGCCGGCCUGUAAUAUUGUUCUCUGCUUUCUUAUGUAUUGUAUACGCGCCUUGAUGUUACGUGAUUCUGCCGAUUGCUCC